AUGGCCAUUACCAAGGUUCACGCCCGCUCCGUCUACGACUCCCGUGGUAACCCCACCGUGGAGGUCGACCUUGUCACUGAGACUGGCCUGCACCGCGCCAUCGUCCCCUCUGGUGCCUCUACCGGUCAGCACGAGGCUGUUGAGCUUCGCGAUGGCGACAAGGCCAAGUGGGGUGGCAAGGGUGUCACCAAGGCUGUUGAGAACGUCAACACCAUCAUUGGCCCCGCUCUGAUCAAGGAGAACCUUGAUGUCAAGGACCAGUCCAAGGUUGACGAGUUCCUGAACAGCCUUGAUGGCACUCCCAACAAGGGCAAGCUUGGUGCCAACGCCAUCCUGGGUGUCUCCUUGGCUGUUGCUAAGGCCGGUGCCGCCGAGAAGAACGUCCCUCUCUACGCUCACAUUUCCGACCUCGCCGGAACCAAGAAGCCUUAUGUCCUCCCCGUUCCUUUCAUGAACGUUCUCAACGGCGGUUCCCACGCCGGUGGUCGUCUUGCUUUCCAGGAGUUCAUGAUUGUCCCCUCUGCUGCUCCCAGCUUCUCCGAGGCCCUUCGCCAGGGUGCUGAGGUUUACCAGAAGUUGAAGACUCUGGCCAAGAAGAAGUACGGCCAGUCUGCUGGCAACGUUGGUGAUGAGGGUGGUGUUGCCCCCGAUAUUCAGACCGCUGAUGAGGCUCUUGAGCUCAUCACCGAUGCCAUUGAGCAGGCCGGCUACACUGGCAAGAUGAACAUUGCCAUGGAUGUUGCCUCCAGCGAGUUCUACAAGGAGGCCGAGAAGAAGUACGACCUCGACUUCAAGAACCCCGAGAGCGACCCUACCAAGUGGAUCACCUACGAGGAGCUCGCCGCCAUGUACUCCGACCUUUGCAAGAAGUACCCCAUUGUCAGCAUUGAGGAUCCUUUUGCUGAGGAUGACUGGGAGGCCUGGAGCUACUUCUACAAGACCCAGGACAUCCAGAUUGUCGGUGAUGACUUGACCGUCACCAACCCCGUCCGCAUCAAGAAGGCUAUUGAACUGAAGGCCUGCAAUGCCCUCCUCCUCAAGGUCAACCAGAUCGGCACAUUGACCGAGUCAAUCCAGGCCGCCAAGGACUCCUACGCCGAUGGCUGGGGUGUCAUGGUCUCUCACCGAUCUGGUGAGACCGAAGAUGUCACCAUUGCUGAUAUUGCCGUCGGUAUCCGUGCCGGUGAGAUCAAGACUGGUGCUCCUGCCCGUUCUGAGCGCCUGGCCAAGCUUAACCAGAUUCUCCGCAUUGAGGAGGAGCUUGGUGAGCUUGCCAUCUAUGCGGGCGACAAGUUCCGCACCUCUGUUAACCUGUAA
This is a messenger RNA of Trichoderma asperellum CBS 433.97, 1317 nucleotides long. RefSeq lists its product as uncharacterized. Gene Ontology annotation, biological process: glycolytic process. Gene Ontology annotation, cellular component: phosphopyruvate hydratase complex. Lineage: Eukaryota; Fungi; Ascomycota; Sordariomycetes; Hypocreales; Hypocreaceae. The record is from RefSeq and is a predicted model, not a curated record. Gene Ontology annotation, molecular function: magnesium ion binding; phosphopyruvate hydratase activity.